Paramuricea clavata is the source of this 14516-nucleotide messenger RNA. The record is from the annotation of a GenBank genome assembly. NCBI's taxonomy places the organism in Eukaryota, Metazoa, Cnidaria, Anthozoa, Malacalcyonacea, Plexauridae.
AUGCAUAAUUUUGCCUUGAAGACCAUCAUAUACACACUAGCGUGUUUGAGAAUAACAAAAUGCUUGGAAAUGGAAAAACAGACCAUGUCGUAUUCGUUCAUGCAGAGUUCCCUGGUAAGGAAGAACAACAAGGUGGCAAAGAUUGAUGGUGAAUUGAUCCUGGGUGGGCUGUUCUCUCUGCAUCGAAGACAUUUGGAUACGGAAUGUGCUAAAUACACAAGCCCCAGAAAUAUAAUGCGAGUUGAAGCUAUGUUGUAUGCUGUUGAAGAGGUGAGUCAGAGAUACAUCCCACUUCUGAGCUCAGAAAAACAUUUUUAUGAUCGGACAUCUGGUUAGUCAAAUGUCCAAUCUCAAAAAAAGAUUUUGAACACAAUUUUAUCAAUGAAACCAAAGCAAUAUAAACGACACUCUUCCAGUAUUUCUUGGCUGCAUUAAGCCAUAAGAUUUAAUUACAAAUACAAAUCAUCUUCUUAUAACAUGGUGGAAAUUAAGUGUUAUUUCCUGGUGGCUGAGGAACGAAAGAGACAGAAAAUGUUUUUCUUACACACUGCUGGGGGACUGGUCAAGGUCAUCAGAGUCACUGUUUUGCUUGCCUUGUGCUAGCCUGACCUGUGUCCCACCCACCCACCCUAUUGGCAGGUAGUGCCUAAGUUAUUAUGCAGUGGCAGUAUAGUGCUAACUAGAAUUGGGUUCAGUCUAACACAUGAUAAUUAAUUAGUGAGUUGCAGUUGUUUGUACGGAUCCAUUUAUUGUAAAUACGAAUUAUUUUCAAUUGGUUGAUUCAAGGUCGGGCUGCCUUGCGUGUGCAGCAUCCCUCAGCGGUGUGUGAGAAAGUUAUGUAUAACCUGAACCAUGAUUUACUGAAAAUGCAGUUUAUUGUACCCUCAGUUUUAGAUGUACAGUACUGCAGUGCAGAUCAUCACGACCAGCCAAAAUACAUUAUGCUAAUAUGAAAAAGACCAUGAAAAAUUUUCCUUCAUCCAUUGUCCGAGAAAAAGUGAUAAAUGUCCAACCCAUUUUUGUGUUGAUCAGGCCAUCUGUCCUUCCAAGCAAAAUAAUUAUUUGUAGGCCUGCAUAUUAAGCACCUCAUGGAUGAUCCAAUGUGUUUCACUUUGUACUAUAUUAUAAUAAUUUCACUUUCCAGAUAAACAAUGACACUAGCAUUCUACCGAAUAUCACCCUGGGUGCUGAGAUAAGGGAUGACUGUUACUCCAGCACAGUAGCUUUGGAAGAGAGCCUUCACUUUGUGUUGAAUGCAUUUGGUCAGAGAGGAAAGAUAUGCACAGACCCUAACAAUCGACCACCUCCCAUAAUGGGCGUGGUUGGUACUGUCUCCAGCCAGAUUGCCACAACAGUUGCAAGUUUGUUGCGACUAUUUCAAUUACCACAAAUCAGUUACGGGGCGACGACUCCCGAUCUUAGCGAUCGGGACGAAUAUGAGUAUUUCUUGAGGACAGUGCCUUCUGACGUGUACCAGGCCAAAGCAUUGCUCGACAUAAUCACCCAACUUGGUUGGUCUGCAGUCUUUCUGAUCAGCUCAUCUGGGAAUUAUGGUGAAAAGAUUCGGGAAGAAUUUGUUGGCCUUGCUGCAAACCACAACACAAGUCUAUGUAUCGUUGAAGAGCUAAAACUUGGCGCGCCCAAAGGUUUGGGUGGUUUCACCAAUCUCAAAUUGGAAACACAAAUUGGAAAUUUUCUUGGUGAAGUAGAGAAGUGGGAAUCGGUUCGUGGGGUUGUGUUACUAACUGAAAGUUCGCAUACACACCUUGUGCUCAAAACCGUCAAAUAUAAAGGUAUUCAACAUGGGCGUUUUCACUGGCUUGGCAUAGAUUCUUGGGGUGUUGGCCAGCCUCUCGGUGAGGUCGAAGACGUGGCUAGCGGGGCGAUUUCGAUCGCGCUACACGUCCCAAGUCCAGCGUCCCUAAAAAAAUUCUACGACCAUUUCAGAGCCUUAAAGCCAGGAACGAAUCUAAGAAAUCCCUGGUUCGAUCCUUUCUGGAAAGAGUGUGUCAAUAAUACCGUUUCUACGAACAGCUCAAAUGCAUGUUCGGAUUAUGAAUCUAACGGGAAGAAAGAAUGGAAUGACGAUGACAAAGUCCCUUAUGUAUUUGAUUCGGUUUACGCUUUUGCACAUGGCUUAGAUGCGUUGUUGAGAACUACCAAUGCUUCCCUCAAUUUAAGCGAGCGUUUAGAAAAGUUGUCGGAAAACGGGACAGACCUGUUACAGUACCUGAAGAUUACCAAUUUUACUGGGAAAAGUGGGAAUGUCCGUUUUGACUGUUACGGAAACGGAGUGCGGCGUUAUGAUAUAAUGAGUUAUGUGAACAGGACUUAUACGAAGAUUGCCGUUUGGAACGAGGGAAAUUUCACAAAUUUCAUUUCGAGGGAUUGGUUUGAAGAUAGAAAAAAGAUGAUCAAUUCUAGCUCACACUGCGGCCAAGAAUGCCAAAAUGGCGAGGGUAAGAUUAAGCCCAAUGUCGUAUAUUCAUACUAGCCUAAAAAAUAAACGGUUGUUUUUUAACGUAACAGCCAUGCAGAAUACCAUUCAGUUGUCACACAUGUCCUUUACCAUUCCUGUGACACGAGUUUGAAAACUGAUUGUGCAAUUUUCUUCAGUUUAAAGUUUCAUGUUGUCUGCACAUGUAUUUUCUUUGGAGACACCAUUUGCCUCCUGACAAAUCGGAAAAUGAUCAAGAUAGUGACUCUGAUUGAUUGAUUGAUUUACAUAUUGUAUUGACAUAUGACUGUUGACAUUGCUUGUUAGUCUUCAAUAUUUGAUUGAGUCAUGCUGUGGAGAUGACAAUACAUUUUUAUUACCCAACCCUUGAGAUGUUUUGUUUUUCAAUUACCCAACCUUUUACUCACUCAAAAUUUCGUUUACCCAACCCUUUUCUCUUCGGUGCCGCCCCCCUCCAUAAAUAAUGACCGCUCCCUUAGUACGCGAAUUAUCGCACCCUGGAUAUGGUAUUGCCUCAGCAAUUUGCAUUCAUUACUUUGUUCCAGGUCGAGUCAUUGACCAAGAUGACCCGUCGUGCUGUUGGCACUGUGAGCCGUGUUCAUCAAAAGAAUAUGUCAACUCUGAUUCCGAAUGCCAGUCUUGCGCCGUGGACGAACGACCUAACCGAAAUAGGACCGGGUGCGAACGGCUACCGGAGGACGGUCCAACUAAGUGGGUUAUAGUACUGCUAACAAUUUGGGGUUGUCUUGGUCUCAUCUCUACAGCGUUUGUCGCUUUUACCAUGUGCAAGUUUUACUCGACACCUCUAAUGAUGGCGUCAGGUCGCGAACUAAUGCUCGUUUUGCUUGCCGGGAUAGCCUUGUCGUUUUUGCUCGGUUUUGCGUUGCUAGGCGAGCCAAGCACGCGAAGAUGCGUUUAUCAGCGGUUUGGAUCCGGCGUGUUUUUAGCGGUAUGUUAUUCCGCCAUACUUGUGAAAACCAAUAGGAUCGCACGUAUUUUCCGCGGGCGGCAUCGACCCGCAUUUAUAACCCGCGGCCCGCAACUUCUAAUAACCGCCCUGUUGGUUUCCAUUCAAGUUGGGAUCAGCCUGAUCGCGUCAUUCUUCGGGACGACGUCGGAAGUGACGGAGUUGUACGAACCCGACCAUUUACAUAUGAUCUGUCGUACUUCGGGAAUGGAGUAUAUAAUAUCCAUAAGCUAUAACGUCCUAUUAUUGCUGCUAUGUACCGUUUACGCCUUCCUAACCCGCAAGCUGCCCGCGAAUUUCAACGAAGCCAAACUGGUGGGGAUAACUAUGUACACCACGUGUGUCCAAUGGAUAUGUUUCAUACCGCUGUUCUAUGGCACAAGGCCGGUCUACCGAACAUCCGUGCUUCUGUUAAAUUCUUGCUUCAACGCGACCGUGUUGCUUGUCGGGAUGUUCGGCCAGAAGGUCUAUGUGGUUUGGGUCCGACCGGAGAAAAAUACCCGCCAGGCAUCGAACCCCCGUGGCAGGAAUGGAUCGACUACUUCAGCAUCCGGGCAAUCGAUCCACAUGGAUGACGUUGCCAACGGGAAUGUGCCAUCGGAGAAGGGUGAGGAAUGCGAGGCAUUGUUUUGAGUUUCUGCCUGUUUUUAAUCGUUUUCUUGUAACAUUUUUGUUCACGUGAUGAAAAUUAGAUUUUCACGUGAACAGUACGAGAUGAACACAUGCACUCACACUCGCACUGUAAAUAUAUACGUACGCACGUAAAAACGCACUAUUUGUUACAGGCUGGGCACAAUAUCACAAGACGCAUACAUACAAUACAAUACAAUACAAUACACAAUACAACGGACUCGACAACGGCAGGGAAUUGGGUACAGGGCUAUAGUCCCAAUUGUCAUCCAAACCCUUAUUGCUACAACUCGGUUACAGGUUACUUAAACAAGCACUAUUGUUCUCAUUGCAUUGCAAUGUUAUUUAGCUGGCUAUCAAUCUCGUUCCCCGAGCCUGCGAUCCUCGGGAAGGAACGUGAGGCUCUGGGAUAAUCCGUUUCAGGGAGGAAUCUGAUUGGCCGUUGAUAUGGAAUGCGCAGUUCGGUCUUAUGCCAGGAUUCCUGGCUUCCGGCAACGGAUUAUCCCAGAGCCUCACGUUCCUUCCCGAGGAUCGCAGGCUCGGGGAACGUGAUUGGCUGGCUAUUUACAGGCCACUGAUCUAAUAGAUCAGUGUUACAUGCUUGCUACAAGUUCUUUCGAGAACUUGUUAUCGUCCCAUAUGAAGGCAGAUUUACACCAUACAACUUUUGCCUGAAACUGUCACAUGCGACCUGCUUACAACUUGAAUUGUACUGCGUAAAGGCUAAUUUCCACUAAGGAUCAAUCCGUGGAUUGGAACGGACAAAAACAUUUUUCUUGUAAGCUCUGGGUUGGAACUAAUUGACUUUAACACAAAGAAAAAUUUUCUUGUCCGUUCCAAUCCACGGAUAAUUUUCCUGAGUGGAAAUUAGCCUUAAAUCAAGCACACACCUCAUCUACGACAACGCCACUCACUACAUUGUCUUCGUCUACAAACCCAGCCAACAUCACGUCAUUCAUGUCAUCAGCCCGUGACAAAUGAAUGAUAUUCAUUUCAGGAUCUUGGAAUUGUGGACAACGAUUUAAUCCAAAAGCCUCGGCUAACAUGCGGACAAUUUCCAGUUGUUUAAUACUCAGUAAUUUAGACUACGCUCACGCCACGCGGUCGGAACGGAAUAAUGACGCCACGUUUUACAUAUGUUCACACUAGAGCGAAAAUUUUCAGAUUCAUCACGAAACCGGAACGUUUUAGUACCGGAUUUAUGUUGCCGUUUACACACGCAGCGACGAAUCCGAUAGGAUAUCUUCUCGGUUUCGUGCCGUGUCCGGAAACUUUGAAUCCGGAAAAGUUUGUGGGAACUUCGUAUCCGGAACAUUCGAAUCUCAUGAGAAAACUCUCGUGUGAACGGCUUUCCGUAAAGAAUCUGAAUCAAUUUGUUCUAGUGUUUUUCAAAUUUAUUGCUAUUAAAUUCAACCGUCAAACAGGGUCAAAACAUCGCAUGAUAUCUCUAAGAUGGUUAAAAUUAUUUACUUUAUAUAUUGACCAUCGCUGUGUCGGACUGUAUACUUGAAAAACAAGGAAUCUGGAUACUUUUACAAGUCCGGAAACUUUUGCUCCAGUGUAAACGUAGUCUAAGCCAUAGAGUUUCGAGACGGAUUCGCAAAACCAACUCAAAUAAUAUAGUGGUGACUUUUUCGCGCCGUUCUCGUCGUAGUGUGAGCGGUGUACUACUAUUAAAUGAAUGAUUUUGGUAAAUUAAUGGUAAAUAUAAUCGAAUCAAUUUCCUAUAGAUUUUAUAAAUUUGUGAUUGAUUAAAUCAAAUUUGUAUAGACAGUAUUGAUCAUAACCUAUAUGUGAUUGUUAAUUAAUAAAUUAAUAUAAUCAAUUGUGUGAUUUAUAAUCAAUAAAUUGUGAUUACAAAGUGAUUCUGCCAAACAAAUUAAUAUAAUCAAAUGUGUGAUUUAUAAUCAAUAAAUUGUGAUUACAAAGUGAUUCUGCUAAACAAAUCAAAUUUGAUCGUACAAGGUUUAUUUAUAAAAAAUUUAAAAGUUUUACUCUGCCAAACGUACACGUAAAAACGCACAGGUUGUAACAAACCUGCAGCAGACUUGUAGCAAUGUUGUUCCAACAACUUGUCAACAGGAUGUGUUCGCACUGCUUGUUCCCAGCUUGUUGACAAGUUGUCAACGGCUUGUUGACAGCUUGCUACAAGCAUGGAUAAUAAAAUAAAUGGAUAUGAAACUUCUGACGUCAUUGACUGCAUCCUUGUUGAAAAACGUGACGUCACGCGUAUUGCGAAUGUUACCAAAGUUUCUCGGCAUUUUUGUUGUUUUGCUAUAUUUUCCACUUUAAAAGGGUGAUCUUGAAGCGUAAACUGGUCUAAUUGUUUUAAAAACAUGCCUAAGCCACGACAAAGUAUUCAAGGUAAAUGUUUUUCGUCUUUGUUUUGUAUUUUUUUACAUUUGUAGCUACGAAAUUGGCGUCACAAAUUUUUACGAAAUUUGCGAUGUAUUUUUCACUGUUUAGUGCUUGAAAUAUUUGCUAAAAUUGACUGGGAAUACUUAGAGUUUUCAUCGUAGAAUGGCGUGGUUACAUUUAUUUGCUCUUUGACUAAAAUGUUUAGCUGUAUUAUUGCUAAACAUGCCGUUUUUGAGAAUUUGGUUUUCAACUAGGUUGAGGCACCCAGCCACGCCAUCAAUCCCAGUGAAAACAUUAGGUCACGUCAGCUAGUUUCAUAUCCAUUUAUUUUAUUAUCCAUGCUACAAGGUUGUUGAGCCCAACAGACUUGUUAGAAGUAAUUGUUCCAACAACUUGUUAUCGUCCUGCAAUUCGACAAUUUGUCCAACAAGUUGUGAGUGACAACCUUGUAGCAACUUGAUUAAAUAACAGCAUUGUUACAACGUGUUGACAAGCUUGCUACAAGUCUGUUGCGAACACGUGUUGUUGACAAGUUGUGAGAUUUUUACGUGUGUAGUUUAAUUUCGUACCCAAGGUGAGUUUUUGCAAUGUUUAAAAAUUCUAAAGUAAUUUAUCAAAUAGUUUUGUGCAAACGUCUGUUAUUUACCAUUUUCCAUUUUAGAUUUUCCCGGUAGAAUGAGACGUUUCUCCUCGAAAGUCACAUUGGUCAGCAACCUUGGUGGAUGUUAUUGAGCCGUAGAAAAACUCAAACGACCGUUUGGAAAAUAUUAGUAUAAUCAUAUAUAAAUAUAAUUGCUAUACAGUGCAUGCUAAUCCUCAUUAAUAAUUCAUGAGGAAAAUACAAAGAAAAUUCAUAAGCGUGUCGUAUCUUUAUAUAUGUGAUAGAGAUUUACAUAAACUUUAACUUUGAUUUUCUCGACUUACACACAUAGAUAUCUUAUAUUCUUAUAUAUGCUUACACAACGUAUUUUUUGAAAAUUACUUCGUCAAUGAACUUAUUAGAUCGAUCGUUUUUGAAGCAAUUUAAAACAUUCGCAGUGCGUGUUUUAUCAGACCUAAAGAUACUCGGCUUCGCCUCGUAUCUUUAUAUCUGAUAAAACACUCGUGUUUUAAAUUAAAUAGUACUUUACUGUCGAUGCAAUAGAAGUGUUGAUAAAAUAUUUCAUGAAUUCAUUUCCUCAAGUUGAUCAGUUCAUACGAAUUCAAAUUUCUUUUUACUUUAUGCGCGUUUCCUAUUGGUCAAUCGGUUCUGAAACGAAAUCUAAUUGGCUCAUCUAAAAGUAACAGGAAAUUGAUCAAUUUUCUAUCAAAUGAAUUGAUCAACUUGAGGAAAGGAAUUGGUGCAAUAUUUUAUCAACACUUCCAUUGCAUCGACAGUAAACCUAUAUGGACCUUUCAUAAAGAUGGUGAAAAAAGUUAAUGUUUAAAAUGAAAGUUCUGGAUUUUUGAAAUUGUAAAACUGUACGAAUCCUAGCUAGCUGUUUUAGCUGACUGCCAUCCUUAUGGAAAUGUCUAUAUAUGUUUUAUUUAUUGCUUUUAAUUUAGAAUAUUUUGCGCGGGAUACGAGAGUGACUUCAUGCAUGGACAACGAGAAUUAUUUUCUCUGCAGACAACACGCGAUGCACAAUUUGGAAAUAUUAACCUUGUAUUUAUUGAUCGAAUUAAUACUAUUAUAUUAGUGAUUUAAUAUAUUACUGUAUGAUGCAUGUAUGUAUGAAUACUAGCACAUAAUAAAAUAUUUUAAUCUAUGGUAUAAAUAUAGGGUGUAUCAAGUAGUAACAAGUCUAUUGAGCUUAAGAACCUUGUAGCAAGUUGUUAACAAGCUGUUGGCAACUUGCCAACAAGCUGGGAACAAGCAGUGCGAAUACAUCCUGUUGACAAGUUGUUGGAACAGCAUUGCUACAAGUCUGUUGCAGGUGUGUCACAGCAAUAGACAAAUUAAGACAAUUCCCAUUGUAGACUAAUUUUAAAACUAAGCAAGGAGAUGCAAAUAAAUCACCACAGCUAGAAAGAGCAUACUGAAAAGAGUAAAAUUGCAAAAUUUGGUUGCGAAAUGUUGUAAAAUGCGGAAAAUAUAGCUUUGCAAAGUUUGCAAAUUUUGUAUACUUUUGUAUUGCGUGCGGAAAUUGCUACCAUUUUCGGCCCAAAUGUGGUAGCAAUUUCCGCACGCAAUACAAAAGUAUACAAAAUUUGCGAACUUUGCAAGGCCAUCUUUUCCGCAUUUUACAACAUUUCGCAAUCAAACUGUGCAAUUUUACUCAUUUUAGUAUGCUCUUUCCGGGAAUAUACUUUUUUUUACAAGAUAAAAAAUAGUCUAUAAUGGGAAUUGUCUAUUCCCUAGCUUUCAGCCUGGUUCCCAUAUAUGCAUGGUUGUAACUGUCGCAGGUUAAUUUCGUACCCAGGGAUCGUACAAGCAGCUGGCGACAGUUUUAAAAAAGACAAACUGUUGCCACGCUGUCGUUUUUCUGUUUCCAUUAAAACAUAACCGUCACGACACGUUUUUAGCCUGUCGCAACUGUCGUCGAGAUAGAACUUGAGUCUAUCUUGACGACACUGUUGUAACUGUCGUGAACUGUCGCCAGCGUGUCGCGACAAGACUUUUCUUCAUGUUUCCAUUUGGUCGCAAACACUACUCUGACGACAGUUAAGCUUUAAUUGACGGCCAUUUGCGUAAUAGACUAAAUUUUGAUCUAAACAAGUCUAGACAAAAAUUUCAUCACAGCUUGAAAGAGCAUCACAAAAUUAGUAAUAAUCCAAAGUUUCGUUGCGAAAUGUUGUAAAAUGCGGAAAAUAUAGCCUUGCGAAGAUUGUAAUUUUCAGUCAUUUUAGAUUACAAACGGGAAAUUGACAGCCCCAAACCCCUUGAGGCUGUCAAUUUCCCGUUUGUAAUCUAAAAUGACUGAAAAUUGCAAAUUUCGCAAGGCUAUAUUUUCCGCAUUUUACAACAUUUCGCAACGAAACUUUGGAUUAUUACUAAUUUUGUGAUGCUCUUUCAAGCUGUGAUGAAAUUUUUAUUGAGAUCAAAAUUAUAUCUAUUACGCAAGUGGUCAAAUAUAUAAAUCAUAAGUAUUCUCUAGUAAUAAUCACUCCGCGUAUUUUCAGUUUUAUUGUAUUUCGGCUGACGAGAAAGAUCGUGACUCAAUCUUUAUACGACCGUUACGACCAUAUGGAAACCAGGCUUUUGUUACAACUUGUGCGUUUUUUACUGUGAAUUCUCGCACAAGAGUUUGAAACAAGAUCACGCUAAACAUUUCUUACACUCUGCGACGUUCUCCAACAAGAAAUUCUCAUCAUUAUUGACAGAAAGUUUAAGCGAAGGUACUGACGCCGAAUCAACCUCGCUGAGGUAAUGUACAUCUGUUGUUUCACGUGGACUCCUAGCUACAUCUGGGUGCACACGGUGUUUCUGCAGUUGAGGAUUUCGUAUUAAUGUCACUGCUAAAUGCCAGCGAUUUAAAGCGACUUUUGAGAAGCGCGGGUAUGCAGCUGUAUUCGCUUUUCCUGUGCAGAAAAAAAAGGAUGUUAUUUUUUGACCAGAUUUAUAUUAGAACACAAUUUUGGAAUAGCAUACCAUAGCUUACUCUUAAAAGAUUUCAAAACAAACAAACAACUUACCUUUCUUAAUGAUAACAUGUUGUUUAUAUAACAGAUCAUACAAUAUCUGACAAAACACCACUCGUACGGGGUUCCUGUGCGUCGCUACCACAUGAAGAUAUCCAAUAUACGAGGCAUAUCCCCGGUCGGAGUUAUGGAACCCCUGAAUCAUGAGAUUACGAUCCGUACGAGAAAGGAAAAAUAUUCCAAGAAACAUUCCGGUAAACGUGCGAGCUAGAAUUCCCACAACUCCCAUAAUUAUUGUGUGGAAAUAGAAGAAAAAUAUCGAGAUAUUGUAAAUUUUUCUGAAAAUGAGAAAAGUGUGACAUGAGUCCAUGGCAAACGUCGAAAGUAUGCAAACCAGGAAACAUUGUGUGCUAAACUAUCUUUUCCAAAGGUUGGCAAACCAGGAAACAUUGUGUGCUAAACUAUCUUUCCCAAAGGUUGGCAAACCAGGAAACGUUGUGUGCUAAACUAUCUUUUCCAAAGGUUGGCAAACCAGGAAACAUUGUGUGCUAAACUAUCUUUUCCAAAGGUAGGCAAACCAGGAAACAUUGUGUGCUAAACUAUCUUUUCCAAAGGUUGGCAAACCAGGAAACAUUGUUUGCUAAACUAUCUUUCCCAAAGGUUGGCAAACCAAGGAACAUUGUUUGCUAGUCAUGUUUCCCGAAGGUGGACAAACCAGGAAACAUCGUUGCAGAUCCAUGUUUCUCUAAGAUGGGAAAACCAGGAAACAUUGUUUCCUAGCCAUGUUUACCGAAGGUGAACAAACCAGAAAACAUUGGUUUCUAGUCGUGUUUCCUAAAGGUGGGCAAACCAGGAAACGUUGUUUCCUAGUCAUGUGGAAACCUUGUUUUCUAGCCAUGUUUACCAAACGGGUAGCAACAACACCUCAAUGAAAAACUCAACUUGAAACAGUCGGCUAAACUCUAUGAAUAAACCUUAUGUUUUAUAUAAAUACCUGUUAUUGAUAGUGAGAACUAAAUCAGGAUGAUCAAAAUCUCUGAACACAUAUCUUGCAAGUAGUUUGAUUAUUGCCCAAAUCAAGAGAUAAUAUCCUAGAAACGGUCUAAAAAAUAAAAUUAUUUUAUUGAAUUUGGUUUUGCGCUUGUGGAGCUCACGUAUCGCGUGAAAUCGAGUUCACUAUACUUUUAAAGUAAGGAAUAGACAACUUGCAUGUUAGACCAAUUUUUGAUUUAGGCAAAAAAAAGUAAAUUCCCGUAAAGAAAUUAUUAAAAUCAGUAAAAUUGCAAAAUUUGGUUACGAAAUGUUGUAAAAUACAGAAAAUAUAGCCUUGCGAAGUUUGCAUAUUUUCGGUAUGUUUGUAUUACGUGCGGAAAUUGUUCCAUUUUUGAGCCGAAAAUGGUAACAAUUUCCGCACGUAAUACAAAUAUACUGAAAAUAUGCAAACUUCGCAAGGCUAUAUUUUCUGUAUUUUACAACAUUUCGUAACCAAAUUUUGCAAUUUUACUGAUUUCAUUAUUUUCUUUUUAACUGUUGUGUUUGAUUCCCUUCUCUUUACUUAGAUUAAAAUUUAGUCUAACAUGCAAGUUGUCCAUUGGGAGAAUGAGAUUUCAUUUCCAAAUCCAAAAUUUGGACUGGACCAGAUUCUGCACUACCAAGUCCAGUCCUCACUUUGUAUUUGAAUUACUAAAUAAAAUGCAACCACCUAACCUGCGAUUAUAUAUGAUUAACAGUUUCAAUAGCGCAAAUUUAUAUGUGAAUAUGAUCAAAUGCUCUUUAUAAUCAAGUAUUACGCUUACCUUUAACAAUUAUUCGCCAAAGGCGAGAUGAUUACCGGAGAAUAUUUGCCGAGACGAAGCCGAGGUGAAUAUUCCCAGAUAAUCACCGAGCCUGAGGCGAAUAAUUGUUUUAGUAUUUUUACACAAGUCUUUUGUGUUUUUUGGGGACUGCAUUUAUUUUAAUUUCGCUUAUUUUAAUUUCGCUUAGUUUUGUAACUUCAACAAAACGGCUAGCCGCCAUUUUGAAAAUUUCGGUUUUGUUAUAUUCACCUGGGGCCAGUUGUUCAAAGGUGGGUUAGCGCUAACCCAGGGUUAGAAUUUAACCUGCUGUUUUAGUUUGUGUAUUUCUGCACGUCUGUUUAUUUCAAAACUUCAGACAAGUAAACUCUUAUCGAUCCAGACAAGAUCUCUGAAGAAAUAUUUCCAAAUUUAUAGACAAGCUGUCACUGAAUUUUGCUUUGAAUUUAACGUUAACCUAACCUAGGGUUAAACUAACCCAGCUUUGAACAACCGGCCCCUGUAGGUGAAUAUAACAGCUUAAUACGUCAAAUUUGACAAAUCAACUUGUAGAAUUUAUUAUGUUCACUUGUGCAAAAAUACUAAAAUUACUUACUUAGGCUAAGACUAUUUUAUCUUUACAACAAUUGUGAUAUCACUUUCUUAACUGUGUUUAUCCUAACCCACCCUGUCAACUUUCCCUGUGGGAGGAAACCCGAACACCCGGAGAAAACCCACAACUUUCGGCAGAGCGUUGACUGACUCUUUUCACAUGAGUCCCUAGCGAGAAUCGAAGCCACGAUCUCAGAGGUGAAAGGUGCUUGCUCUGAUGACUAUACACCACCGAACGACCAAACGGGCAUACCAUUACCAUGGAAGGGGAUUACCGGGGCCGGAUUUUGGUGGAAAUAAUGGGGGAGGUGGAAAAAAUUUAGGGGAGGUGCAGCGGUCGAGCUUAUGGGCCCCAUGUUAGUUAAAAGUUAGGCUUUAGAAUGGGCCAAAGUCAAUGACGUGACGUGUGCAUGUAGUGCACAUAUAUGUAUCAGUGUAUUAAUGAAUUAUGACUGUACAACUCCAUCCAAUUUUGCUCUUCCUUACAAUUACUACAAAGUUUCUUUCAAAACAUUGCAUUAAAAGGGUACUUGACACAGAGAUGAAUGGCUAUCACUGUUUCAAUUUUACAGAAAAACUUUCUUACGAAUUAAGUGUAGACCCUAAGCAACCAAAAAGUCAAAUUUUCACUUUGAUCUAUCAUUGAAACUUUCCCAAGGGGGGAGGUGCAUGACUUUUCUGGGGAGGUGCAAAAAAUCUCAAGUAUGUGCAAAACAAUCUCAGGGGAGGUGCGCACCUCCCCACAAAAUCCGGCCAUAGGAAUUACAUAAAAUUAAAAUAUAGUUUGAGUUUUUGUUGCGGUAAAAAACAAUUUCAAAGAAGAUUGUUACUUACAAAAUAACGAAGAAAGCAACAUGUUUGAUAAUGUCAAGUCUUUCAGGACUAAUGAUAUAUUCCCAGUAAUGGACUAGCGAUACUGUGAGACACGAGGCGAUGGUGAGUAUCGUUCCCAGAGCUAGGGCACCUAGAAUAAAAUAUCUUGGUCAUUAGAAGGCUGAAAAUAUACAUGAAUGUUUUUAAUCACGCCAAGAGCAUGAAGCCUUGAAAGUGAAUGCCUAAUUUCACCUCUGAGAUGAAGGGUUAAAUCUGAUAGCUCUAUCAGUUCUAAAGUGUUCUCCCUAGAGGACCGGUAAGGGUUAUUCAGUCAUUUAUUAUUGCUCCAGUAUUGCUACGAAGAAGCCAAAACUAACUUCAUUUUUGAAGAACAGGGGCCUGUUGUAUAAAACUCUUAAUCACUUUUUUAAUCACUAUUUUGUAGUUAAAUAGUGAUUAACUCUCAAAUAUAGGCGCUUCUUAUUGGAUGACGUUUCCACUAACUAUAGUUAACUUUAAUCACUUUUUAUACAACCGGUCCCUGCAUGUACUCCUAAUAUGGGUUCAGGACGGGUUAAUCGUUAUUGGUUCAGUGUUACUAGAGGAGAAAACAUAAACUAAAUUAAAUUUAUUUAUACUGGAUAGUUCUAUAAUUAUAGUUCUAAACCAUUCAUCCAAGAAGUCCACUAAGGGUAAUAAUCUCUUAUACGCCCAGUGUUACUACAGGAGGAAACCUAACCUAAACUAACUUUAUUUAUAUUGGAUAAUUCUAUCAGUUCUAAACUGUCCUCCUAGAGGUCCAGUAAGGAUCAUCCCUUAUUGAUCCAGUGUUACUACUACAGGAAGAAACCUAAACUAAACUGAUUUUAUUUCUACUCGAUAACUUUAUUAGUUCUAAACAUAAACUGUUCUCGCUAGAGGACCAGUAAGAGUCAUCCCUUAUUGAUCCAGUGUUACUAUAUUGUUUCAAUACAGCCGAGUCUGUGAUCUUUUACUUUUCGGUCAGCGGACAAUACAAAAAAGGCAAGUAUCGAAGCAGCAUCGUAUCGAAUUCAAGAAGUGGAUUGAUAGGGCAUUACCAGUGAAAGUCAGAUGCACUAACACUAUAAACGAUCUUUGAAACUGCAUGCACACACUGAAAUACUUUCUUACCCCAGCCUGCAGCAGCCACUUGGUAGCCGCAAAAUCGUAAACUUCUUCCCUACAAAAUGACAAUGUAUAAAAAUUAUUAGAGGGCACUCGGAGACUGUAUACCUCCGCCAAUGAAUUAGGUGAUGUAUCGUGCAAAAAUUAUACAAUGGGAUAAUAGGCAAUUCCAAUUUAUGCCUGCAGGGGAUGAUGGGAA